GGAGUAGAAAGCAAGUUACCAAAUGAAAUGCGUCUCUUGCAGUAAUUGUGAGUUUACGUGAAAAAACAACAGCGAUUUGUCGUGAAUUUUGAGUUAUAGAAUGUUGGUGCUGUAACGAAUCGUAUUCAACUUUAUGAUCACGUGACUAUACUCCGGGGACCCAGGAAACUUGGCCUAGUAUAAAGUGAUUGUGUAAGAACAACGAGCGUUGGUGCAAGAAAAUAUUUAAAACUGAAACGUUUAAAAGGCUAAUGCUGUUUUGCUGAUAUGCCCAAUCUCUACUUAAUAAAGCGAUGGCCCAGUUAUUCAGUGACCCUUUACUGUAGUAUGUAUCAUCUCACCGUCGCGGCUAGUUAGCUAGCGAGCAAUCAGAAUCAAACACAUAGUAGAAACGGGAAUACGCGGUUAUUUAAUCUAGAAAACAUUCUCAAGCGGUCUGAUCCAUGGUAAACUAAUUUAGAAUGAUAAGAGCUAACGGUUGACAUAGCGUCGCAAGUUUAUUUUACUCAUCGGAAAUCACGUGUAAUUGAGACGUUCAUAUAAUAUGCCAGUGGCAAGCCACAUGGACAUGGCCAACUAAAAUGAGUCAGUCUGGUUCUAAUGCAUCACAGUGUGAUUGCGUCAUAAUAUUACUACGGCAUGUAGCUUAUAACCGUUAUGACGUAAACAAACGAGUGCGCUGUAUUAUUACCAGUUAUGUUAUUUGUUUAAUAUCACUUCUCGCUGUUCAAUCGUAGAUGAAAAGUGAAGUUAAUUAGAACGGCUGCUUUCUGGACUACAGCUAGAUGUGGCAAGACCGCUAGAGGGCAGAAUGAGCCAAGCAAAGGCUAAGGGGACGCCGAUCUCCAGGGCCAAACUUGGGGAGCAGAUCUUUGUGAAAACGGAUGACUUCAUCCUGUCCGACCCACAAAUGCACAUAAUAAAGCCGAGUUACAACAGCCUGCAUGAUCCUCACCUUCGCAAAUACUACCAUCGCAAGGACAUGCAGACCCUGCUGAGAAAGAGAAACUUUAUUACAGGAGAGAAAGAGGUAAGAUGCUCCUUUAAGGAGUAUAAAAUGCACCAGAGGUACUUGGAGCACCUCAAGAGCAUCGCUGACCGAACAAACGGGGAGAUCCAGAGGUCCAAGAUGAGGCUGUUUCUGGAGAAGCAGCAGGAAGGGCUCAUCCCCCUGGACAUGACGCUCACAGACAUGAGGGAACAGCUGCUGGAAGAGGAGGUGGAGUGUCUUCGGCAGGUCAUGAGAGCUGAAGGAUUUCGGGGGACAAGAAAAUAUGACCCAGAGGAUUAUAGAAUAGAAAUGGACCUGCUGAGCUGGAAGGUGGAGGAGCGGGCGCGGCUCCGGAGAAUCGAAGCAGAGGUGCGCCAUGAAUGGAACAGAGAGAGGCAGCUGAGAGACGCCCAGGAGAGGAGAGAGAGGAAGAAACACACUGCAAUGGUGCGCAAAUGUACUGUGCACCAGCUGCAGGUGAUAGAGCAGGCGAAGCUGUCGGAGGACUCUGUGAUGGAGGAACGCAACAAGAUAUAUAAACCACCGUCCAGGAACAGUGCAAAGAAAACAAAUCUCACUCCAUCAAGGAACACCACAAAGACAGCAGCACCUUCUCUUCAGCCCACGGACCGAGUUCAGAGCUUUGUGAUCAGACCCAGAAAGCAGACACAAGUGACACAAGCAGCUUCACCUGAGCAGAAUUCCGCAGUUGAAGAUGAGGUGGAAGAGAGAUCCAGGAAAUCCCGGAUCCAGGUGUCGGUGGUCUAGAGGGGGCGGAAUACUGGAGAUCACUCAGCCCAGGUGCUGUAUGAAUGUGGCUGAAAUAUGGAGUCUGUGCGGGAUGUGGUGAAGGCCUGAGAUCUGAGCCUGCAUUACUGUCCCGCUACAGACGGCGAGCGAGACGGGGCGACGGGGGCAGAAUGGGAGGCAGUUCGAAACCUGGCGGAUUUAUCCACCCCCCUUCUAAGAACAAGCUAAUAAAUAAUGAAUCAAACUCACUCAAAAUAGCUCUAUUUACAUUACAAACCGAUUUUACUGACUGCUUGUGUAUUACUGCUAUUUCAAGGGUGAGUUCUAGUUUGGGUUAAAACAUUUUUCCAAUGGUGUCUUAUAGCUCAGGCUCACAGGUGUGUUACCUGUGGGUAUGGCAGUGGUGCUCCAAAUCAGGGCUCCUGUUAUGAGAGACCAGGCCUGGCCGCUCUUUCUGCCAAUCAGAUUCAGAGAAAUUGUGUCCCCAGCCAGGCAGGAACCUCAUUGGCUCCACACACAGCGUGAGGUAAAUAUUCAGUCCAAUCUUGUGACUGAAACUGUGAGGGAGGAACAGGAGUCAGGCUGGUUUGGGGAUUUGAGGACGGUAUCUUUACUGUGUGAAUUCAGACUGCACUUUACACACACACACUCACCAUGAGAUGCCAGCACCAUGUGGGAAUUAUCCUUAGUGGAUUACUCAGACACAGAACAUUUCCUGAAUGCACAGUUCAAAAGAGUGGCAAAAAUGACACUUUUUUUUACACAGAGCGACUUACACAACAUACACAUGGCAAUUAAGUUGCAUCCAUUUAGGCAGCUGGAUACAUAUUGAAGCAAUGCAGGUUAAGUACGUUGCUCAAGGAUACAACGGCAGUGUCCUACCGGGGAAUUGAACCUGAGACCUUUUAGGUUACAAGACCAACUCCUAAAAAUCACUACUUCUGGUGAAGAACAGAAAUGAGAUUAUUAAUCACAUAUAAAAGACUGCUAUGGAGCUGGUGACUGUUUGAAUUUAUAUUUUAAUACUUUUGUUCUUUAUUCCUAUGUGUAUUCUACAUUGAAAUAUUGAGGUUUCGUCUGUAAAUGUGGGUUUUUAUACACAAGCUUUAGGGUUACAGGCUUACAGCUAGUCUGAAACUGUGCAGCAUCAGAACUUCAGGAGGAAAGCCAGACUGGUCUUUCCAUGUGUUCAUGAAGAUUAUAGAAUUUAUAAUACAUACAUUUAGCCCAGCUAACAUGUGUAACGGACUGAGGAGCACAUUGUCAGGAACCAAAUCUUUGAUGUCCCAGUGCACUGCUAGUAUGGAAAUGGAACAGGCAUUUAAUAAAGAGAUAAAGAGAAAAAGAGAAGGAAUACACCCUUUUAAAGUCCUCCCCAAAUCCUUUAAUGAGAUUUUGGUUGUGUACAAGCAUUUCAGGAUUGUCUAGGUUACAUACAUGAAUAGAAAAGGCACACAAUGCAUCACACAGUCUAUCCCCAAAAACUCAGCCCAUUAUUCUGUGAUUUCAAGUGUUUCCCUAAGUACAGUAAUUCUCCUUAUAUACAGUCUUUCAUCAACAACAGAUCAUGCUAAUACACAGGUAAAUUCAGUAGUUAUUGUUUUCUGUAUAUAUGUACAUUUUAAUGUUUAUUAAAAAGCUUUAAAUACAUGCUUUACUUGUAGGAAUUACAAGCAGACUGUACAGUGUUAUUGCGAUAAAAAAACUGCCCACAUAUCUGGUGUGUUGAAGAGACUCACGGAUCCCUGUCCUUCUCCCUGCGCCACACGGCUUGGGGUCACAGCCAAUGAGAGACUGCUGAACAGGGGUCCCCACACUCUAGCACUGCUUUCAAUGGGGCACAAACACAGGA
Molecule: messenger RNA, 3593 nt
Organism: Anguilla rostrata (American eel)
Lineage: Eukaryota; Metazoa; Chordata; Actinopteri; Anguilliformes; Anguillidae
Product: fibrous sheath-interacting protein 2-like
Exons: 8
Coding region: 812-1759 (315 amino acids)
Cellular component (GO): mitochondrion
Source: RefSeq, a predicted model, not a curated record